AUGGAGAAGCACCACAAGCUUCGAAGGCCCGCGGGAUCGUCGAUCCACGCGUGCAACAUCUGCGGCAUCGAGGGCCACCAGGCGGCGAACUGCACGAACGGGACCGUGAACUGGGCGCAGAAGUGGGGCCCCAGCGCGUUCGCGUCCACGGGACUCGGCGAGUCCACGCUCCCGAAGGAGCCGGACUACAAAGACCUCGCCGCGCAGGCGAAGGCGUUCGCCGCGAAGCGCCUCGCGGAAGAGGAGGCGGCGAAGAAAAAGGCCGAGGGCGGCGGCGACGACGGCGACGACGGCGACGACGCGGAGAAGGAUUCGAAGAAGGGCGGCGAGGACGACGAUUCCGCGAAGGCGAAGGACGGCGACGGCGACGGCGACGGCGACGGCGACGGCAAGAAGAAGCGAUCGCGGGAGGACGGCGACGGCGACGGCGACGGCGGGAAAGAAGCCAAGGGCGCGAAGGUGGAGAAGGCGAAGGAGAAGGACGGCGGCGAGGGGGCGAAGGACGGGGGCGAAGACGAGGCCAAGGCGGCGGCCGCGCCAGCCGCGCCGGGGGCGCCCGGGGCCGCGGCGCCCGCGUCGGACUGGAGGGUGUUCUACGAUAACCUCGGGCGGCCGUACUAUCACAACAGCGUGACCGGGGUGACGCAGUGGACCCCGCCGGUGGUGUGA
This is a messenger RNA of Micromonas pusilla CCMP1545, 669 nucleotides long. RefSeq lists its product as uncharacterized. Gene Ontology annotation, molecular function: protein binding. Bases 1 to 669 code for a protein of 222 amino acids. The transcript has a single exon. The record is from RefSeq and is a predicted model, not a curated record. NCBI's taxonomy places the organism in Eukaryota, Viridiplantae, Chlorophyta, Mamiellophyceae, Mamiellales, Mamiellaceae.